This is a messenger RNA of Colletotrichum navitas, 693 nucleotides long. RefSeq lists its product as uncharacterized. The transcript has 4 exons. The record is from RefSeq and is a predicted model, not a curated record. NCBI's taxonomy places the organism in Eukaryota, Fungi, Ascomycota, Sordariomycetes, Glomerellales, Glomerellaceae. Bases 1 to 693 code for a protein of 230 amino acids.
AUGGCCUUCCAUUGUAAUGUUUGCGACCGAUCUUUUGGCACCGAGGAGGCUUUACAACAACACCUACGCAACUCUCCUGUUCAUGCACCGUCGUUUGAAUGCGAAACCUGUAACCGAUCUUUCGGUAGCGAAGAAGCUUUACAGCAACAUCUACGCGACUCUCCUGUUCAUACGCUGUCUUUUGAAUGCGAAACCUGUAACCGGUCUUUCAACAACAAUGAGGCUUUACAACAACACCUACGCGACUCUCCUGCUCAUCGACAAAAUAUAGAAACCCCUUUAGACGCAUUUUUCCACUCUUACCCUACACAUAUGGGCUGGCACCAUGACCAACACAAGUCACCCAAUCCGUGGAAUGAAUACCAAGAGGCGCUGAAAAAGGAAAUGGAGAUGUGGAUGGGUGCAGAAGACAACUUGACUGCGUGGCAUGUGCUUUGUCGCGCAAUUGAUAUCAAGCCACUUCCGAAUACCUGUGAAGGAUGCGAGAAGGCUACACGACGGACACAUGUGAACAUCAUCGAUCUGAUGCACUACCAACGGAGCAACAAGGGAAGAGUCCAGACUUUCCACAACGUGCAAGAGCUGCGAGCCUACACCUUGAAGACACGAAAGAUAUUUCCCAAUACAUUAGGCUCAAGCAGCAGCGUUGUCUUAAGACACCUACUUCGGUACAUGUUUCGCACGAGCUCUUGA